Molecule: messenger RNA, 2730 nt
Organism: Rhagoletis zephyria (snowberry fruit fly)
Lineage: Eukaryota; Metazoa; Arthropoda; Insecta; Diptera; Tephritidae
Molecular function (GO): nucleic acid binding
Source: RefSeq, a predicted model, not a curated record
AUGGAAAUAUCGGGUGUAGGUCAAGGACACAAACGGUUUCCUCUGCUCAAUGAGAGAACUGUAAAGAACCUGCAGCUACCGCGGCAGACGCUCCGAAUCUCGGAACUCCACGUAAGACAACGACACCUGAAGAGGCUGCCUAUAGAAGGGUACACUGGCGUGACGCCAGAUCUGCUGAUAGGGUUAGAUAAUGUGCAUCUAGGCAUAGCUAAGCGUAUUGCCGAGGAUGGUCAUCGGGGCCCGGCUGCAGUGUUGACCAAGCUAGGCUGGGUGAUUUACGGUCCAAUGGGAUACGAGAACGUAGCGAGACAGCAAGUACUUUUGGUGCGAGAACACGCCGCAGAUAAAACGCUCGAGGAUGAAACCAUCGACGAGUUAGUCAAGAACUUUAUAAUAAGCGAUGACUUGAGUGCGUCACCUACUGUCAAACAUGUCGAGCCACAGGAAGAGGUAAGAGCACGCGCCAUAUUAGAGAAUACUACAGUUCGUAUAGGCGAUCGCUUUGAGACGGGGUUGCUUUGGAGAACCGAUGAAGAUAUACCGGAGUACACGCGGGGAAUGGCGGAGAGAAGACUUCUAGCGCUCGAACGGAGAUUUAAAUGCAACGCAGAAUUGAAGCACGAGUAUAUCAAAACGAUGAGGCACUACUUAGCGAAGGGAUAUUCCAGGAAACUCACGAAAGAGGAAACGCUGACAAAACACCCACGGAUAUGGUAUCUUCCCCACUUUGGCGUUUACAACCUAAAUAAGCCGGGAAAAGUACGCCUCGUAUUCGACGCAGCAGCACAAGUCUCCGGAAGAUCGUUGAACUCCUACCUGCUUAGCGGUCCAGAUAUGGGUAAACCAAUGCUAGAGGUGCUUAUGAAAUUUAGACAAAAACCCAUAGCCGUCAGCUCCGACAUCGAAGAGAUGUUUCAUCAGGUGGUAGUACGUGCGGAAGAUCAACCGGCGCAAAGGUUUCUGUGGAGGGAGAAGCCUGAUGAAGAAAUCGUGGAGUACUCCAUGCGCCUAAUGACUUUCGGAGCAACAUGUUCUCCUUGUGCCGCACAAUUUGUGAAAAAUAAGAAUGCGCUUGAGUUUUCUGAGGAAUUCCCUGAUGCCGUCAAUGCGAUUUUAAACAACCAUUAUGUGGACGAUUUCGUUCAUUCCUUUGCAGACGAGGAAGAAGCCGUGCGAAUAGCGAAUCAAGUGCGAUGCAUUCACCAAAAAGGCGGAUUCAACCUAAAAGGGUUUAUAUCGAAUUCACGAAUGGUGCACGAUGCUUUAAACGGAGGCCACGACUUCGGUGUACAGAAAGGUUUCGACAAAUCUAAUGCAGGCUAUCCGAAGGUUUUAGGGAUGCGGUGGGACACGGAGUAUGAUGAGCUCAAGUUCGUUCUCGCUUUCGGUCGCGUCGAUGAAGACCUGUUGCAAGGCAAACGGGCCCCCACUAAGCGGGAGCUAUUACGCGUCACCAUGUCUGUUUUCGACCCCUUUGGCUUUGCAGCGGAAUACGUACUUAAGGCGAAGUUGCUACUGCAAACGGUCUGGCGAGCGAGAACUGAUUGGGAUGAUGAAAUUCCCGUGGAGGCGCAAAAGCUCUGGAGGACAUGGCUAAACAUAUUACAUCAUGUGGACAACAUCAAGGUUCCGCGCUGCUAUGGUACAUUCUUUACAACAGGAGUUGUGGAGCUCCAUGUAUUUGCCGACGCAAGUGAGAUGGCAUUCGCCGCUGUGGCGUACUGGCGAAUCAGCAAUGGGCGUGACGUGAACGUUGCAAUGGUAGCCGGAAAGACGGAAUGUGCACCUCUCAAGCUCACGACUAUUCCAAGAUUAGAACUGCAGGCGGCAGUACUGGCCUCUCGACUUCGGAAAAUGCUGUUGAGUUCUCACGACACCAAGCCGUCACGUGUGGUGAUGUGGACAGAUUCGAAGACAGUCCAAGCGUGGAUAGCUUCCGACCACAGAAGGUACAAGCCCUACGUAGCCCAUAGGGUUGAUGAAAUUCUAGAUGUUACUAAUCAACUCGAGUGGAGAUGGACUCCAGGCGCUCUAAAUCCAGCAGACUUUGGUACGAGACUACAAAGCAGCUCGCGUGAAUGCUCCUGUCUUUGUGGCCCAGACUUCUUGAGAAAAGACGAGUCAUUUUGGCCCAGGCUUGAUGCUGUCGAUGGAACUCGUGAAGAAUUACGGGCCAAGUAUGAGGUAUUCCUCGUCUCGCUGGACGAGGACAUACUGCAGAAGUACUCAUCGUUCCCACGACUCACAAGAAUAGUCCCCUACUUGCGAAGGUUUGUGUACAACAGCUCCAACACACCAGAGAAGCGACUGUACGGUUCGUUGACGGUGAGGGAACUUAGAGAUGCCGAACUUCUAGUCAUCCGUAUCGCGCAGCGGAGUGCAUAUGCCGAUGAGUGCGCUAUACUGAGGGGAGGUAAGCAAUUAAACGCAAGUAGUAAACUUUUUAGAUUGUCGCCAAUGAUAGACGACGUCGGCAUAAUUCGAGUGAAUGGUCGUCUUCAAAACGCGUACGCCAUUCCUCAACACACACGUCAACCCGUAGUAUUGCCUCAACGACACCACGUGACCAACCUAAUCAUCGACUUGUAUCAUCGCAUAUGGAAGCAUCAGAAUCAAAACACGAUCAUAGCUGAAUUACGCCGCAAAUACUGGAUACCUCACAUUCGCGAAGAAGUGCGAAAGGCAGGAAGAAGAUGUCUGUCAUGUCAGAGGGAACGGGCAAGGCUCUAA